GUAUGUAUGUGAAUGUGAGUGUGAGUGUGUGUGGAAAUGCCAAACUCAUGUGCGCACUGUGUGUAGUGCUUUUCACGCUACACACAGAGCGAAAAAGGCACACACACGCAGUGUUUGUUGUCCAACUGCUCCCGCCUGUGUGAGUCUGCCUGCCGAGGAAAAUCGAAGGGAAAAUGUCACCACAGGCCGUGUGAAAAGCCCUCGUCGUCAGCCCAACAUCCCACCAAAACAGCUGUAGUGCUGUGUCGUCCGUGUGUGUGUGCGUGCGUGUAUAUGUGACCAGCUUGACUUGUUGUUUCCCGCACUCUCACCUCCCAUCCCACCGCCCAUCAAAAUCGCCCCUUUUUGUUGUGAUGGAUUCCACCUUGGAGGAGCCAAAAAUUGUGAAAAACAUCGUGCAUGCGGGCACCAAGGUCGUCCCGUUUCGGGACGGUACGAAGGUAAAGUUCCACUAUCAGACGCGAAAAUGUGACGAGGCGCGGACGCUGAUCGACGACAGCCGGGCGCACGGCCAGAAGCCGAUGGAGCUGGUGCUCGGCAAGAAGUUUAAGCUCGAGGUGUGGGAAUCGAUCGUGCAGCAGAUGGCCCUGCACGAGGUGGCCCGGUUCCGGUGCGACCGGUCGCUCGUCCAGCAGUACCCGUUCGUGUCGAAGACGAUCCGGGACGCGCAGAAGCCGCGCGAGGAGCGCAAGCACUGCUGCGGCAUGACGGUGCAGAACGAGGGCAUCGGCUACCGGGACCUGGACGAGCUGUUCACCCACCCGCAGGACCUGGAGUUCACGAUCGAGAUCCUGUCGAUCGAGAGCCCGGACGAGUACGAGAAGGAAUCGUGGCAGCUGGGCGACGACGAGAAGCGGGCGCUGGUCGGCCGGCUGCGCGAGCAGGGCAAUGCCGCGUACCGGGCGAACGAUCUGGCCGCGGCCCGGGACGCUUACUCGUACGCGACCGGCAUCAUCGAGCAGCUGAUGCUCAAGGAAAAACCCGACGAACCGGAAUGGAUCGAGCUGGCCCAGAUGAAGGUGCCGCUGCUGCUGAACUACUCGCAGUGCAAGCUGCUCGAGCGGGACUACUACGCCGCGAUCGAGCACUGCACCGAGGCGCUCAAGUACGAUCCGCACUGCGUGAAGGCACUGUUCCGGCGGGGCAAGGCGCAUGCCGGCGCGUGGAAUUUCGACCGGGCCCGGGCCGACUUUGAGCGGGCGGCCGAGCUGGACUCGGCCCUGCAAACCGCCGUCGGCAAAGAGCUGGCCAAGCUGCAGGAGCAGCAGCGGCUGCGGGACGUCGAGGACCGGCUCAAGUAUCAGAAGCUGUUUUAGCUCUUUUUGUUUUAGUUUCUUAGGGAAAGGGAUUUUUUUGUGUUUGUUUCUAGGCACUGGUUGCGAAUUAAGGUUUAUAGAGUGUAUUCCUUGCAGGGAGGGGUCAACCUCGAUAGGUCGGGGGACAUUACGUGCAAAAGCCCCUCAAGUGUUUUGUUUGUUACUUCCGUUUUUGAGUAUUUUUACACACGUUUUCCUCCCCCUUUAGUUUAGAAACUGUGGUUCCAUUCCUUACUAACAUCUAGCCUUACUGGCGGGCAAUCGAAUGCACCUUUUCUACGUAGAGCUUUUUAA
This is a messenger RNA of Anopheles arabiensis, 1610 nucleotides long. RefSeq names its product AH receptor-interacting protein. The coding region runs from base 354 to 1316 and encodes 320 amino acids. NCBI's taxonomy places the organism in Eukaryota, Metazoa, Arthropoda, Insecta, Diptera, Culicidae. The record is from RefSeq and is a predicted model, not a curated record. The transcript is spliced from 3 exons. Gene Ontology annotation, molecular function: protein binding; peptidyl-prolyl cis-trans isomerase activity.